CAUUCAUGGGGUAGCGGCACGUUGCCUCAUUAGCUCCUUGUAAGUUGCAAGCUAAGCUGGGGUUGACAACUUAGCUGACCUACUACAGUUACAUAAAGUAUUACCUGCAAGUAUUUGGAAGAUCAUCCAUUGGCUAGAUUGUUUUACAUCAUGGUCAGCUUGCCUUGAUUAUACCUCCUUACCCCAUACCCUACAUCAACAACCCCAAAAACCCCAUGGGGCCGGGCCUUGUUGGAGUCUUGGAGACCAUUGUUCGGGAUAUCAUCCAAUGACCAUCGAAUAGUUAGUUAUCUAGCUACCUAGUAGCCAAUUGAACCUGGUCUUCGGUGUUCCAUAAGCCGGUGUAUGCUAUUCGAUUCUAUUCGACCCCCCCCUUUUGUUUAUCUCCGUUCGGCGGUUUUGCCCAUCUUUAUUAGACGAUCCCCUCUUCCAGAUUGGACUUCUUACAUCUACUUCUUGUACGGGCAACUUUGACCGAAACAUACCGGGCCAAUCUAGUAGCUAUUCGCCGAACCAACGACCCUCACGACCUUGCGAAUGCCCUCACCAGAGCAAACGGAAUUGCUUGCUACACCUUGCGUUACAUGUCGAGAACACCAUCUAAAAUGUGAUCGCUCGGUUCCAAGAUGUGGUCGCUGUGUUCGCGCAGGUCGCGAAUGUAAGCUUGGCUUCAAGUUCAAAUCCAGCAAAGGCAAGUCCAAAAUCGUUCAAAUUCACUAUUUCGACAAGUCUGACAUGGUAUCUACCUACUCAGAGAAAUUCGCUAGUAACCAGAAAUGGCUCAAGCCGCCAAAACAUCUAUUUUAUAUUGAUGAAACACGACCUCUGGCCAAUCAAAAUCCACUUAUUCUAGAGGAAGCAAUACAAUAUGGGUUUCAUAUAGACGAAAACCAUGGUGGGAAUCUUCAACGGACCUCUCGGAGUAUCACACCUCCGGUGGCUGCUGAUUCGACGAAGCGCAUACCUGAAAGUCAACCAGGUAGUAUUGUGCAGGUUCAAAACUCAUUGGGGCACAAUGGGCUCUUCACGAGCGAGGGUUCCCUCGCAAUAGAUUCACAAUCUGGCAGAGACUUCUUAGAACCAAAAGCUAGCAGUCCUAGCAAUGUGAGGUCCAUGCAGGUUGGUAAUAACACGCGUAUACCACCUAUCAGGGAUAUCUUGACCCCGAAUUUCCAAGCCAUCUCAGCCUUACCACUUAAAAGCCGAACCGAGGCAUUGCUAUUUCGGCAUUAUAUACAAAGAUUAGCGAUAUGUUUGGAUUUGUGUGACCCGCUGAGACAUUUCGAACUUGUCGUUCCUGAGCGGGCUGGAGCAUGUCAUACGCUCUUAAACGCCAUCUUCGCCAUAGCUGCCAGGCAUCUAAGUCAUACGACGGAUUUUGAUCCCCUUGCCUCGAACAGGUAUCAUGAUGAGUGUUUAAAGUAUCUGAUUCCCAUGCUGAACCAUGCUUCAGCGGUAUCAGAUGAGAACUUAUUUGCAGCGACAAUAAUCCUACGUAUGCUCGAGGAGAUGGAUGGCCAGGAUACCUACAGUCACUUGCUCGGCAUUCAUGCCUUUGUCAACGUCGGAGACCAUUAUAUGGUACCUGGCAGCUUAAGCGCGGCAUCCUUUUGGGUGGGAUUGCGACAAGAAAUAUAUAUUGCCGUGAUCACCCAACAGCCGGUAAAGGUCAGCUUGGAUCAUUUUGUCGUAGACCGAUCCUUUGAGCUGGCUGAUGAUUACACGUGGUCGAAUAGGGCAAUCGUGCUUCUGGCCGAUGUUCUCAACUACUGUUUUGGUGAAAAUUCAUUCACGACCGGUCGUUGGGUUGCUCUUGAUGAAGCAUGUAGGAAAUGGUCGGCUACUCGACCAAUGUCCUUCAACCCAUUCUUCUAUCGAGCGCGCAGUUCACCCCAAGCUUUUCCGGAGAUCUGGCACGGCUCAAGCUGUCACGUCAUCGGGAUUCAGCACCAUAUCCUUGCACAAUUAUUCCUAACUCAGUUUGAUCCAUCUAUUCCCAAAGUAGGAACAAAUCGCCGAGCAGCAGUUAAGCAAAUGACCCAUCGAAUCGAGGACCUCGUAAGGGAGUUGUGUGGUAUCGGUGCUUGCAACCAGUGGACACCUCCGAGUAUGUUCACUGCUUGCAUGGGUAUUGCGAUGUUUGGCGAUCAAUUCGGAGAACGGACCGAUCAGGAGGCCUUGGUCGAUAUCUUGAAGAGGACUGAAGCAGAACACGCCCGGCCAACCGCAGCAAUACAACAACAACUAAUGAAAGCUUGGGGAUGGGUACCAGAAAAUGACGAAUAAACCCAUUUCAAUUGGAGACAUCCUAUUCGUCAAACUAAUACGAGAUACGUAAGUGGCUGAACGGGUUGCACAUGACCUCCUUACCGGUAUAUUUACCGCGACUUC
Molecule: messenger RNA, 2391 nt
Organism: Hypoxylon fragiforme
Lineage: Eukaryota; Fungi; Ascomycota; Sordariomycetes; Xylariales; Hypoxylaceae
Exons: 9
Coding region: 538-2286 (582 amino acids)
Biological process (GO): positive regulation of transcription by RNA polymerase II
Cellular component (GO): nucleus
Molecular function (GO): DNA-binding transcription factor activity, RNA polymerase II-specific; zinc ion binding; transcription cis-regulatory region binding
Source: RefSeq, a predicted model, not a curated record